AUGGAUACGACCAACAAAACAACAACAAUACUUACAACAACAAAACAAGAUGAUGAUUGCUCAGUACAACUACCAAAAUACAUUCAAUCAGUGAUCAUUGAAAAGUUGAUUCAAGGUUACGAUGCUAAAGACCGUCAACAUUAUAAUGGAUUUCAGUGUAUACCACUACAACAAGCAACUCAUCUAAUGUUUAACAAAACACCAAAAAAGAAACACAACUUUAUAACAUUGAAUCAACUGUCAACAAGUAUUGGAUUAGUAUCUAAAUGGUGGUUAAAAGUAACGAGACAAACGGCUCUAAGUUUAAAGAUAAAUGGUCCAUUACAAGAAUCAUACUUUUCAAACGUUAUCGUAGAGUCUCUUAAAUGGAAGGUGAAUGGAGCAGAAGAGGCAAAAAUCAAUUUUGAUUUUAAAAGAUUACCUCUAUUACUACCACACCUAAAGUCACUGGAUAUCGUUGCAAUGGAUGCAGCCAAUGAAGAUCGUAUUCGAGAUAUUAUCAGAGUCAUCAAUUCGUUCCCACGUAUUCAAGUCAACUUGAAUUUCGAACUUGCCGAUUAUUUCGACCUUGGCUACAAUACAAAAUGGCCUACCAAUGUCCACUUUCAGGGACUUGAUCCCAAAGUAGUCCUAUCGCACUCAAACAACGUGGAUUAUUUCGAUUGUCGUGGAACCAGCGAAUAUUGUCACCAAAUGCUUGAUGACUUGAUCCCAACCUAUGUCAAUAUAGCGUAUGACGAUGGCCAGAAUGAUGGUGGAGUUGUACAUUUCUGGCACUCGGACAUGUUCGAACAUCUCCAGCAAACUCAACACAUCAACAUUGAAUAUGAUUUUGUCACGAUGGUUGCCCUAAAAGAUUUACUCACAGAGUCAUCGAAAACCCAAACUCUCAAAGUUGGUUUAAUCACAUGUCCUUUGGAAUAUGAAAUGUCAAAAGAUGAUGAUGAUAACAGAGAGCCAUUCGAUUGUGAAAAGUGUGAAGAUCAUGGUACAAGAGAUCUCGAUAAUUAUGAUACAUUUGAAGAUUUGGAAACACUAUGUUCUGCUCUAACCAACAAUUCAACAUUAAAAAGACUUUGGUUGGAAAAUCCACAUGGAAAAGAUAAAUAUGAAAGAGAAGAAGAAGAAGAAGCAGAAGAUGAUGAAAAUGAUGAAGAUGAUGAUGAUAAAGAUGAAAAGAAAUCAAUUUCAAUUAAAAGUAUAUCAUCAUUAUUUGCAUCAAUUUGGAAGACAAACAGUAGUGUAGAAUUUCUUGCACUUUCAAAUCAUCCAAAAAUCAUUUCACCAUCGUUUUUCUCAACUUUGUGUCCAAACAAAAUCAUUACAACGUUAAUGUUGAUCGAUGGUACAUUAAACAAAGAAUACAUUCCAUCAUUUUGUCAAUUAUUAAAAACCAACAAAACAAUCAAAGCACUCAAUAUCAGUGGUAAUCUUUUAAAACCAUGUAAAGAGUUGAAUCAAGCAUUCAAACAAAACAAAUCGAUCCAAGUAUUGAAUAUUGCUGGUAAUAGAUUUUCGUCAGAUUUAUUCAAUGCAUUGCUAGAGAGUGACACCAUUCAAUAUUUAAUAAUAGAUAAAACAAUGGCAGAGUUUUAUAGUAUCCAUCGAUAUUUUAAACAAUCAAAAUCAUUGAUCAAAUGUUUUGUUCUUGAAGAUCCGUAUCAAGAUGAACUGUUUAAUCAUGAUGAUCCAUUGUUUAUCUAUUUUAAACCUUCUCUAUUAGGUUAG
Cavenderia fasciculata is the source of this 1728-nucleotide messenger RNA. RefSeq lists its product as uncharacterized. The transcript has a single exon. NCBI's taxonomy places the organism in Eukaryota, Evosea, Eumycetozoa, Acytosteliales, Cavenderiaceae. The record is from RefSeq and is a predicted model, not a curated record. The coding region runs from base 1 to 1728 and encodes 575 amino acids.